Messenger RNA from Gamsiella multidivaricata, 5664 nucleotides. RefSeq lists its product as uncharacterized. The transcript has 2 exons. The coding region runs from base 1 to 5664 and encodes 1887 amino acids. Lineage: Eukaryota; Fungi; Mortierellomycota; Mortierellomycetes; Mortierellales; Mortierellaceae. The record is from RefSeq and is a predicted model, not a curated record.
AUGGAGAACGUUGAGAUACUAUCGUUUGCUACCAAUGGUCCUUCUUCAUCAUCCUGGCACUUUGCAGAACCAGGACCGAGCAGUGUCAGUAUCAGCACUAGCAUCAGCAGUACCAUUGCGAGCACAGAUCAACACUUGUCUCAGCAUCCAGAACGCUCCCUGCAAUCUUCCAGUCCUAUCACACGACUUCCAGUCGACAUACUGCUCUACAUCGCCUCCCUGCGGUUCCUAAGCUGGAACGACAUUGUGCAAUGGCGUGCCACAGCAUCGGUUUUCUAUCACUCGAUCCCUUUACCCUAUGCAACUAUGAUCUUGCAGGCAGCGUUCCUCUUCCAAGUUAGGCCGCAGCGUGGGGUACGCGAUGUGAAUCAACAGCGGCAACAACAACAGCACCAUCAGCAAGAUCAAUACACGCACGCGUAUACAUCGCGACUACAGUCAAACAACAUACAUUCUCUCUACAAAGAUCAGCAACUUCAAGAUAUCGUCGUUCGGUUGACCCGGAUAUUGACCCACCCCGAGUUCCAGCCGCACCUGAUGCGCUCCAGUUAUUCAUUCCGCAAUCAACUGCACUCUUCUUUUCACUGGCUUGAUCCAACACAGGAGCCCUAUUCCUCCGAAGAACGAACCAAGAAACCAAGCAGGAUGCGCAGAGAUAUGCAGGAUUACCCCAUUUUCAUCACAGGCAAUCCUCCGGAUCUUGUACGCCUCGCUAUGGAAUUUGGACAUGUGCCGUUUAUCGACCACCUACUUCACCGAGGAUUCCGACCCCGUAACCUGCCAGAAUAUUUCUCGCUUAUACCGUCUCUCCCAGUGGAGACCUCUACCAACCAACUGCCUGGCGAUGGUAAGCACAGCGGCAAUCGCAAAAGUGGAUGGAAGCGAGCGGAUGGGAGCGAAUCGCAAGAACAAGGUGGCAGCAGGAACAAUCGAACGUUAUUUCUGAGGCGAUCUCUCGAGUUGAACCAGAUCUGGGAGUGCAUGCGCCUGACUAACCAGGAGCUGGUGGAUGCCUGCGCUCGAGCCGACUUGGACGCUGUAAGGAAGGUCUUAGAUGCCACGCUUGUACGACCCCGCCCUACUUUGGACGGGGUACCCUCAACUAAUUCGCUUGAUUUUGACGCUGAGCCAACGUCAAAGGCGAGGGUCGAGGAAAAACACCGACACGCAAAUUACGGUACGGAGCCUGCAGCCCAGAUUUUGGAAGAUGAGUCUCUUCUCAUGUCAAGCCCUGGUAUCGCAUCCUCAUCUUCGGAUCGCUAUCCCGUCUCUCUAUCCCUAGAUCCCAUUGCUUCUGCUUCUGGACAUGACGAUACGCAAGAGAAUAGCGCUGAAGUCCAAGACGACGCGUUUUCUUCAACACCAAUCUGGACAGCACCGGCAGCUGUUCAUCGAUCAACCAUCUUUACGACCAGGCCAAGAGUGGACAGCGACAGCAUUCAGGAUCAACACCAUUCUUCCGACAGGACUUCUAGUCCUCUUCCAAGACCAGAAUGCCCAGAGCCGUAUCAGCAUAUGCCAUGGGUCGAUGGGCGUGCCUUGACAGGUGCUCUUUUGGCCGUUUGUUUUCGACGCGAUGGGUACGGAUCCGAAGAAGCCGAAGGUGCGGAAGAGAGUAAGACAGUGCCGAUCGUUAAUGAAAUCCUCAAGUACGACUGUAUGCUCACGGCACAAUCGCUCGGCCAGGCCGUCCUGGGUCUCGCCUAUUCGAGGCCGGCAGGGGCACUCAAGAGAGCUUCUGAGAUGAGACAAAAAUCAAAUCAAGGACAGGAGCAGCAUGGCCGAGGACAUUCUUCGCCAUCGACUUCAUUCUGGUCAUCAUCAAGUCAACCAGAGUCGACUUCUCAGCGAAACAGGGCGCUCAUUAGAGAUAAGGAUGUCAAUUCUGGUCUGAGUAUUAUGAAUCUUCUUAUGGAGAGAAUCGGGCCCCGCGAGUGGUUAAAGCUGAUCAAAUAUUAUCUCCAGCGACAAGCGUUUGAAGACUUAAGUAUAAUUCUGGAUAUAUGUCCAUUCAAGGGCCCGCAGCUCGAGGUCAAGGUUAAAGAUACCGAAAAUGACUUUCAUCCAUACAAGACUAUCAGAAGCCAGUACGACUAUCGCCGACAGCAGGCACGGGAGUUGAUAUGUCGAGAGACAGGAAUUUGUGGCAUGGGAAGCAGGUUAGGUCACUUCAGCGGGCGAGGUAUUGGUCAAGGCUCGUAUAAUGUCUCGGCUACCCUGCACGAUUCGAGUCGGAUCCUGUUUACUGGAAGCGGGACAAGAUUCACUAGUAGCUAUAUGCUGCCACGAGGAGGGUUCAGAGGCAUUGGCGGAAAUACUAAUGGGAGCUCAAGCUCCGUGGGUUAUAAUGGCGGCCAAGGCGCAGGCUCAGUAGAGUCCCUUACUGCAACCGAUGAGAGCAGUCAUCAAGACACACAGGCAUUGGAAGUAGACCAUCACUUCAACUCUUCACUGCCACUAGGUCUAUUUCCUCAAGACUUCCGCCAGGAGAGCCAGCAGAGCCAGCAGCGGUCUCCUGCAGGAACAGACCUGGCGUUGGGUGCAGCAGACAUGGAAGAGGAAAGCGCAGUCGAAGAGGACAUGCCUAUGAAUAUGAAUCAAGAGCUACUCGACACUCAGGACCCAAGUCUCGCAUUCGGUGGCGUUGGUAGUAGCACUACGUCCAGCUCUCGACCAGGGCCCGGCAUCGUCGGCAUCGCGGUCCAGGCGCAAGCACCCGAUCACAUCCUGAGGGCUUUGCUUAAGCUGGGUUUCAGAUUCUUCAGUAUCUGCGAUCUUUCCAUAUCUGAAAGUCGCCAUCCGCUAGCACUUCAAUUUCGACAGCAGGAAAAAAUGAAUCGCCAGCUGAUCGACUUUUGCAUGGUACCGAACACAGGAUCUCCUUCUGAACCAGACACAAAUUUACUCGACAUGAAGGGAAAGAAGAGAAUAGCAAGAAAGCGAGAUGAUGUCCAAGAUGAGAUCCGGUACGAUAUAGCAGACCAAGAAUACCAUGUUCAAGCGGUAGAAAAAUUUCUUUACCCAGCUGCCAGCAAUCCUGCUCAAGGAUCGGUUUCCACUCUCGCACUUCCAGCUCAUAUAUUGGAUUUAAACAGCGACAACCCUGGCUGCAUCAGCGAACAGAGGCCAUCCGUGAUUAUCGCCUCCACCGCGACCGCUGAAGAAGAUGUCGGGACUGACACCGAUUCCACUGGCUUGAUGGUCAUUCGCGAGCCAGCGCUAGCUCAAGUAUCCACUUCAACUCUGUCACUUUCCAAUCACCUAGAGUUCGUCUUGCCUCCUAUGUCUCUUGGCGAGACCUUUGAGUCAGGCGCGCCCGUGACAGAGUUCCCUGACCAAAUGAUAAGUCCUAGUCCGUCUUUGCAAGUUCCAUUUGAUCCAUCGCAGUAUCGCAUGAGCGAAUAUGCGAAGCCGAUGUCUCUAUCCACCCGAAAAUCGAUGCUUGAAGCUAGGAGCAUCAGCGGUUCAAACUUUGCUACUAUAGAUCUAUCCUCGUAUCGCGGAUUUGAGAUCAUGGGCUCAGGUCAAGAGGGAGCAUCGCCAACAAGCAUCUCAUACCAACAAAUGAUUAACGACACGACCAGGCGCAGAGUUCACGAGUGCCUUUCCUCCGAAUAUAUUGAUUUGAUGACCGUCGGCAUUUGUCUCUAUCAAGCGUGCUAUCACCAAAAAGAGGUUCUUCUGCGCGCUCUACUGGAACAUCGACUCCUUAUUGCUCAGGACGCUUUGGCAGGCGCAGUUCAGGUUGCAGCAUCGGUCGGAUGGAAACACGGACUAGAGAUACUGUUGAUGGAACAUGGGGACAUGGAAGCAGAGGUCGAUCCAGUGGUAACGAUGACGAGCGAGCAUGCCCAUCAUGGGACAUCAAUGAAGUGGGACUACGCUACCGCAGCGCCUUUGAACCCAGGGAGAAAGAACGAAAACAUAGGCCUUCCACGCAGCCUUGAUAUGCUAAGAGGAGGAUUAGAGAUACCCAGCGCUGAUGGGUUUGAGGAAACCCUUGGUGGAGGGCAUUGUCGAUAUCAAAGCGAUAGUAGUGGAUUGAAUUGGUUUAGUAGCCAUGAUGGCAACGGACAAGGAAGUAACAAUAGUCGCGAUAUGGUUGGGGGCGUAGGCGAAGGCAUCGCAAGGGAGCCAAGACAGUUAUUUGAGAUCCGUCAAAGGACUAGUUUGAAUGUCUCGCACCGGCCCAUAUUCCCUGAUAGGCGCUCAUCGUCCGCAGCACAUGUUCCUGUAUGGUCACUUCUGGGUCCAAUCACCCCUACCGCACGCUCCUCAUCUCUAGGAGUCAGGCUAUCCACAUUCUUGCCUAGCCUUACCGCAUCCAAAAAGGCCAAAAGGCAGGAGCGAAGUAGUGAUAAGUGCAAAAUAUCAGCAACAGAGCCGCUCCAGCAGGACAACGUUCAGCUUCGACAAAAGUCCCAACCAGCGCUACUUAUGCUUUCAGCAUCAGCCCUCUGGUCGCUCCCUAGCGUAAUGACCCAGCGCAAGAAUCGAAAUGCGGUGAUAGCACUCAUGGCAGCAACGACAAGGAACGAUCCAAGUUUGGUGCGGUGGAUAAUCGAGUCCUUUGCGGAUAUCAAGAUCGUACACCUCAUGCAGGCCCUCGUUAUUGCCUGUGAUCGCGGGCUUAUCCGAGUAGUACGAGUUCUCGUUGGGAACUCUGCGGUGGAUCGCGCUGCCAAGGCCAAGAGCAAGAGCACAGGAAAUCAUGCGCCGAGGCUCUUGUUUCGUUGCUGGUUGGCGCUUCAGUAUCAGAAGAUUACCGAGACAACACUUUCGGGACCAGGGACACAGGCCAGUGAAUACUCCCAGCAGAGGUUAAAUUCGUUCCCGUUCAUUUUUCUUAUGGAGUCUUCCCCCAUCUUUCGAUACUAUUACCAAACCCUCAACACACUUUCAUCAUGUCUUUUCAUGAACAGAAAAGGAAGCAUCUAUCGCAAAGCUCCUUCAACAGCCAAUAAUAUCAGCAGCUCAGCAUCGGAAGGACCCAGUACCAGCUCCCACCCGAAUGCGUUCACGAGUCCAGAAGCAGCUCCGCCUUCACCCUCGCGUCUCCAUCGACGGCAGCAGCAGCCUUCAUCAUCAUAUUCGUCGAUCGUACAGCUACAACUGCCUUCAAAGCAACAACAGCAGCAACGUGUGCGUACACGGCCACGGUCACCUCAAGAGGUCAAACAUAAGAUCAUUCGUAUCAUGCUCGAGCCCAUCUUGGAGACAUUCGGCCCGAUAUCCUUUCGAAAGGCACUGGACAGAAUGCCAAGGGAUUGCUGGUGGCCGCUGGACCACGAUGUCCGCCUGAUUGCCGAUCAGGAGGCUAGGACAUCUAUGAUCGCGAUUGCGACAACCAUGAAGCAGCAGACAAAAGAGCGGCAACAAGGCACACGGGUAUAUGGAUCGGGGCAAGAGCACAGUUCGGAGUUCACGGAGAAGGAUACCAUUGUGGCGGAGAUAAGUGCUGAGGGACGCCGUAAGGAAAGUUGGCAUAGGGUUGCAGGACAGCGCUUUCGACAGUGGGUAGUGGUACGAAAGAAAACAUCGAGUACAGAUCAGGCUCUGUCGCACAGCGAGAGCUGCGAUGAGAAGGUCGAGGGUACGCAGGGUACGCGCAGAGGAUCAAGGUCGUUCUUUCGAUGGCUAGGUUUUGUGCACGGGUCUACAUAG